GAGAGAGGAAAAAUUUUGAACAAAAAUUCCAAAAGAAAGGAAAGAAAAAGAUCUUUUUUUCCUUUUUAUCUUUUCCCUCUCCGUUGAUUGUUCGUUCGAUUCAUCCACUCUUCUUUUCUCCGCGUGGAUUUACGCUGGAUUGCAGCAACCGAACCAGAUGCUUUUGGUUCUGGCUUUUUCUUGAUUCGAUCGAGUCUUGGAAAGGGGAAUGCGAGUUUUUCUUUUGUAAUUAUUAGAGGCGGACGGGAACUCUACCCGGUAUUGGCGGCGGCGGUGUUGGUUGUGGUGCAAUUGAGCGGGGAAGAGGGCGAUUUUAUCUGAUUCUUGGGGGAUGGCGGCGAAGGCGGGGAGGGCGAUGCCGCUGGGGGUGCUGCUGAAGAGGGAGUCGACGAGCGAAAAGAUCGAGAAUCCGGACUUUCUUUACGGGCAGGCCAGCCAGAGCAAGAAGGGGGAGGAUUUCACCUUCCUUAAGGCCGAGUGCCAGCGCGUGCCCGGCGAUGGCGUCACCACCUUCGCCGUCUUCGCGAUCUUUGAUGGACAUAAUGGUUCUGCAGCUGCCAUUUAUGCGAAGGAAAAUCUUUUGAAUAAUAUUUUAUAUGCUAUUCCUUCAAAUCUGAAUAGAGACGAGUGGCUAGCGGCACUACCAAGAGCUUUGGUUGCAGGAUUUGUGAAAACAGAUAAAGACUUUCAAACUAAAGCACAUUCUUCAGGAACUACUGUCACAUUUGUCAUAAUAGAUGGAUGGGUAGUAACUGUAGCAUCAGUUGGCGAUUCACGAUGCAUACUUGAAUCUGCCGCCGAAGGUUCUAUUUAUUGUUUGUCUGCAGACCAUCGGCUGGAUGUUAAUGAAGAAGAGGUUGAGCGUAUAACAGCAAGUGGAGGUGAGGUUGGACGAUUGAACGUUGUCGGAGGUGUAGAGAUAGGUCCUCUCAGAUGUUGGCCAGGUGGAUUAUGCUUAUCAAGAUCAAUUGGAGAUAUGGAUGUUGGUGAAUAUAUAAUUCCAGUUCCUUAUGUCAAGCAAGUAAAGCUCUCCAGUUCCGGCGGGCGGCUGAUCAUUUCAAGUGAUGGUGUCUGGGAUGCUUUGACUUUUGAAAUGGCCUUCAAUUGCUCUCGAGGCCUACCACCAGAUGCUGCUGCCAAUCAGAUUGUUAAAGAAGCAGUGCAAGUAAAAGGAUUACGAGAUGAUACCACCUGCAUUGUGGUUGAUAUGUUACCACCCGAGAAGUUAACCCCUAGUGUACCACCAAAGAAGCAAGGGAUGGGGGUAUUCAAAAAUAUGUUCCGCAGGAAGUCUUCAGAGUCAUCUUCUCAUUCAGAGAGGGGGGAAUCUCCAGAGCCAGAUGUAGUGGAGGAAAUAUUUGAGGAAGGAUCUGCAUCACUGGCCCAAAGGCUAGAGGCCGAGUAUCCCAUCCGCAACAUGUUCAAACUUUUUGUUUGUGCAGUUUGCCAGGUGGAGAUGAAACCUGGUGAAGGAAUUUCUGUCCAUGCUGAUUCAUCACAACCUGGAAAUUUGCAUCCAUGGGAUGGUCCUUUCCUUUGCCCGAGUUGCCAAGAAAAGAAGGAAGCAAUGGAAGGGAAAAGGUCUUCCAGAGAUUCCUCAUCAAGAAGGAGCUCUGAAAGUGAGUAGAUAUUAUUAUUAGUGUCAAUAUGUAUCGUAGCUCAAGAUUUUGUGCAUAUUCUGCCAAUGAGAAGAUGCUGGGAGGCCUGUCUUCGAGUAAAGCUUAACAUGAAAGGAGGAAACUAGCACAUUCACGAGGGAUUUCAUAUGAAUGGUUGUUGAUGUUCUUGCUUACCGAGGUUGAAACUGGCUCUAGUUGUAAAGCUGGAUGUCAUCCGGUGAGCACCUUAUUGAUCGUCAUUUGAAGAUCAUGCGAAGAACUAACAGGUUCAUCAUUGCUGUCCCGCUGGUCAAGAAGGUCCCAGUGUACUAUAAUUCUUUUCCUAAAUGCGGCGCCACAUACAUUAAUCAUUAUAUAGGGGUAAUAUUUCAACCGUACAUAGUGUAAAACAUUGGGAAGUUGCAUCAAAUUUCCCAAGCAUACAAUAGGCAAAAGGGACAAAGCUUCUCGUGCUAAUUGAUUCAUGCUGUAGAUGGAUUUCCUGAUUUACUUAUUGGAAUUCAUAGGAUAUGAUGAAAUGUGCCUCUCAAGGCUUCGUUCUGGUUGGGUAUAUUUUAUUCAAUUAGUGAUAUUUUGACAUCUUUUUUA
Musa acuminata AAA Group (dessert banana) is the source of this 2207-nucleotide messenger RNA. RefSeq names its product probable protein phosphatase 2C 12. NCBI's taxonomy places the organism in Eukaryota, Viridiplantae, Streptophyta, Magnoliopsida, Zingiberales, Musaceae. The record is from RefSeq and is a predicted model, not a curated record. The transcript is spliced from 9 exons. Gene Ontology annotation, biological process: peptidyl-threonine dephosphorylation. Gene Ontology annotation, molecular function: protein serine/threonine phosphatase activity. The coding region runs from base 332 to 1627 and encodes 431 amino acids.